UCAAUCUGUGUCUUCAAGACAUGGAUGUACCGGAUAUAGUACAGCUCGCGGGCCCGGUGGAGUCCAGUGACUGUCAUGACUGUUUUUUAGGAAAAAUUACCCAGCUUUAGUUUAGGAAACGCUGCGCUGUAUAAACGACCAGCCCUGCAAUGAGUUCUGGACUUGCACCGAGUAAGACGACAUGUUACGUAUCAAACCUCCCAUUUUCACUAACAAAUAAUGAUUUGCAUAAGAUCUUUGAGAAGUAUGGCAAAGUUGUUAAAGUGACCAUUGUCAAGGACAAAGACAGACGGACUAGUAAGGGUGUGGCAUUCAUCCUCUUUCUUCAGAGAGAAUCCUGCUACAAGGCAAUCAAAGGGCUGAAUGGGAGAGAGUUAUUUGGCAGAAAAUGGAAAGUUUCCAUCGCAACAGACAAUGGCAGAGCAGCAGAAUUCAUCCGGAAGAAACAUUAUCCAGAUAAGACUAGAUGCUACGAAUGUGGAGAGUUUGGCCAUCUGAGUUACAGCUGCCCCAAGAACUCUCUUGGAGACAGAGAACCACCAAAGAAGAAAGAGAAGAAAAAACGGAAGCAUACCGAAGAAGCAACCGAGGAAUACAGGGACUCAGAAGAUGAGGAAUCAGAAGGUGAGGAUCCUGCUUUGGAAAGUCUUGGGGCAGCCAUCGAUUUCCAGCGAGCGAAGGAGGAAGAGGAACAGUACAGAGAGAUUGUAGCACGAGGAGCUUAUAGUGAGGUCUCGCCAUCUUCCUCGUCAAAACCUCCGCUCAAGAAACCCAAAGUCAAGCAAAGUGCUUACUUCAGCGACGAGGAGGAAAUUGACGGGGACUGACUGGAGCGAUUUGCCCGUUUCACUUUGGGUAGCUGUGAUGCUAAGCACGGGGUUGUCCUGUGUCUACACUUUGUAGGUUUGCUGUACCAAGAACUGACUUGCAGCAACAAAUGAGGGUACAUCGCUUGGAUGUGAGCAGAAGCUUACCAGAAAUAGAGCAGUCACACAGUGUCGUUUCACACUCGUCCUCAGCAUGGCACAGUGAUGGCACAAGCUUUGCCCGCUGCCCAUGUAAAAGACGGCUGUCUGUGCAGCUGUACUGUUUUGUUGCAAGUUACUUGAUUCACAGUGCAGACCACUGGUUUUUAAAAACAUUCCCAAUGUACUCUGUGCUAUCCAGAUCAAUCCAAACUCUCUAAAACCUCUCACACUGUGGGGGCCUUUGAACAAUAUUGCAAGAGGGAGAACCUGUAACCCGGCAGUUAAUACAUGUACUUUUCAGGGUGCUUGAUCCUGCAUGAAAGUUCAGGGCCACAGGAACAAAAUUCAGAAAGGCACAAGCAAAAAUGUCUUUCAUUAUCAAGAUAAACCCAUGAGGUUUCCAUUUCUUUGGUAAAUUUUAUUCAG
Molecule: messenger RNA, 1394 nt
Organism: Acanthaster planci (crown-of-thorns starfish)
Lineage: Eukaryota; Metazoa; Echinodermata; Asteroidea; Valvatida; Acanthasteridae
Gene: zcrb1
Product: zinc finger CCHC-type and RNA binding motif containing 1
Biological process (GO): mRNA splicing, via spliceosome
Cellular component (GO): U12-type spliceosomal complex
Molecular function (GO): RNA binding; zinc ion binding
Source: RefSeq, a predicted model, not a curated record